Messenger RNA from Monascus purpureus, 1365 nucleotides. The record is from the annotation of a GenBank genome assembly. NCBI's taxonomy places the organism in Eukaryota, Fungi, Ascomycota, Eurotiomycetes, Eurotiales, Aspergillaceae.
AUGGGAGUCAAGAUCCCCCGCUACUCGUCUGCCAUGGUGCAGAUAGUCCUCGUCGGCUUCAUCAUGUUCCUGAACCCUGGAAUGUACAAUGCAUUAACUGGACUCGGUGGUGCGGGACAGGUUGAUACGACGGCUCAAAAUAGAGCUGCUGAGGGCCUGCACUCAUGUUUCGCCGUCGUUGGGUUCGUCGUUGGCAUUGCACAUAACCAGAUUGGCACGAAAUGGACCAUGGCGAUAGGUGGGAUUGGUUAUGUUGUCUAUUCGGCCGCAUUUCUUUGCUACAAUCACACCCAGAACUCCGGAUUUGUCAUCUUCUCCGGUUGUCUUCUGGGCUUCUGCGCAGCCUUCCUAUGGUGUGCCCAGGGAGUGGUCAUGAUGUCGUACCCAACAGAGAACCAGAAAGGACGAGCCAUUGCGAUCACCUGGCUGCUCUUCAACCUCGGAGCAGUAAUCGGAGCUGCCGUGACAAUAGGACAAAACUGGGAUAACAGCUCCGGCACAGUAACAGAUGGCACGUAUGCGGCCUUCAUUGUCCUGGAGGCCUUGGGGGCACUGCUUUGCUGUCUACUGUCCCCGAGCGAGAAGGUUAUCCGAGACGACGGAACCAGGGUCCACCGAGUUGUCCAUCCCGGAUUGAAACCCCUUAUUGUCGGUCUGUACACAACGUUGGCCACGGAUCCGUGGAUCUUGCUACUAUUCCCCAUGUUCUUUGCGUCGAAUUGGUUCUACACGUAUCAGUUCAAUGAUAUGAAUUCUUACUACUUCAAUACCAGAACUCGCGCUUUCAACAACAUGUGGUACUGGAUCUCCCAGGUCAUCGGCGCCGGCGCCUUCGGACUCUUCCUGGAUAACACUCGGUUCUCCCGACGUACAAGAUUGUGGAUAGGAUGGGGUUCCACAUUCGUUCUCAUGAACGCCAUCUGGGGCGGAGGCGUUGCCUUUCUACUCAAGACGAACCGAUCCGUCAAGAGUCCGCAUACGGAUAUAUUUGAUCAUAACUAUACUUGGUAUUUAAUUCUGUACAUGCUCUACGGCUUCCUUGACGCAAUAUGGCAAACCUACUGCUACUACGUCAUGGGCGCACUUAGCAACGACCCCGAAAAGCUGGCGUACUACUCGGGCUUUUACAAGUCUAUCCAAGCGGCGGGUGCGGCUGUUGUCGCAGCACUCGAUGGGAGUAAAUAUCCCUUUGCGAACAUCUUUGCUUCCAGCUGGGCUCUGAUGUUUGGCGGGAUGGUGUUCGCGCUACCGGUGUUCAUCUGGCGAGUCCACGAGACUGAAAUCAAGCCCGAGGAAACUAUCGUUAUCAAAGGGAAAGCUGAUUCAGACAAUAAGGCGUCUGAUGAUGCAGAGAAGGCAGUGUAA